Messenger RNA from Thamnophis elegans (Western terrestrial garter snake), 3141 nucleotides. It is a transcript of the gene SLC25A24, whose product is annotated as solute carrier family 25 member 24. Gene Ontology annotation, biological process: transmembrane transport. Gene Ontology annotation, molecular function: calcium ion binding; ATP transmembrane transporter activity. The transcript is spliced from 10 exons. The record is from RefSeq and is a predicted model, not a curated record. NCBI's taxonomy places the organism in Eukaryota, Metazoa, Chordata, Lepidosauria, Squamata, Natricidae. Gene Ontology annotation, cellular component: mitochondrial inner membrane. The coding region runs from base 269 to 1693 and encodes 474 amino acids.
GCGAAUCCAGCGGGGGAGAAGCCGGCUCUUCCCCUUCCUGCUGCUCCCGCUUGGGGUGUUGCCUCUGCCCCGUUCAACGUUGCGUGGCUCCUCCCAAGGGCUGCAAGAAGAAGCCAACGGUACUUGGGUUGAAAAGAAGACUUGGCCUUUAGAUUGAGUUGCCUUUUUAACGACCGGAUCGUCUUUUGGAUCUCGUGGGUCCCUUCCUGCUUUGAUCACACUCCCCCCCCGCCCGGCUUUGUCGUUGAAGGCUCUUCAGUGCUGCGCGAUGCUUGGUCUCCUGGGUGGCUGGGUCUUCCCGGCGGCUGCCUGCCAAGCGCCCGAAAGCCAGGCGAGGUACGAGAACCUCUUCCAGAAGCUAGAUCGGAACCAGGAUGGCCGAGUGGACAUCGCCGAGCUGCAAAGCGGCCUUAAGGAGCUGGGCAUCCCUCUGGGAGACGAGGCGGAGAAGAAAAUUUUCAGAGCUGGCGACACUAAUCAAGAUGGAAGACUGGACUUUGAAGAAUUUACAACUUAUCUUAAAGACCACGAGAAGAAAAUGAAACUUGCAUUUAAAAGUCUGGACAAAAAUAAUGAUGGUGUAAUUGAAGCCUCAGAGAUUGUUCAGUCCCUGAAGAUAUUGGGCAUAGAUGUUUCUGAAAAGCAGGCGGGCAAGAUUCUUCAAAGCAUGGACGCCGAUGGGACAAUGUCAGUGGACUGGAAUGAAUGGCGGGAUCAUUUUCUCUUUAAUCCCGCUACGGACAUUCAAGGAAUCGUCCGUUAUUGGAAACAUUCCACAGUGUUAGAUAUUGGAGAUAGUUUAACCAUCCCCGAUGAAUUCACCGAAGAAGAGAAAAAGACCGGCCAGUGGUGGAAACAGCUUUCGUCAGGCGCAGUAGCUGGGGCUGUGUCUCGAACAGGCACCGCACCCCUGGAUCGUCUCAAAGUUAUGAUGCAGGUUCAUGGCUCAAAGGGAAAAAUGAACAUAGCUGGAGGCUUGAAACAAAUGGUGAAAGAAGGAGGGGUCCGUUCCCUUUGGAGGGGAAAUGGUGUGAAUGUUGUCAAAAUCGCACCCGAAACAGCUAUCAAGUUCUGGGCCUAUGAACGGUAUAAGAAAAUGUUUGUUAACGAAGAAGGAAAAAUAGGAACUAUUGAACGAUUUAUAUCUGGUUCUAUGGCUGGAGCAACAGCACAGACGUCUAUUUAUCCCAUGGAGGUGUUAAAAACAAGACUGGCAGUGGGUAAAACUGGACAAUAUUCUGGGAUGUUUGACUGUGCUAAGAAGAUUUUAAAAACGGAAGGGGUGAAAGCCUUUUACAAAGGUUAUAUUCCUAAUAUUUUGGGAAUAAUUCCAUAUGCUGGCAUCGAUCUGGCUAUUUAUGAGGCAUUGAAGAAGACGUGGUUAGAAAAAUAUGCCACAGAUUCUGCCAACCCGGGCAUAUUAGUAUUACUUGGAUGUGGUACUUUAUCCAGUACCUGUGGCCAGUUGGCCAGUUAUCCACUUGCUCUUAUCCGAACUCGAAUGCAGGCUCAAGCAAUGGUGGAAAGUGGCCCUCAGCUAAACAUGGUUGGCCUUUUCCAAAAAAUUAUUGCCAAAGAAGGAUUCUUUGGACUAUACAGAGGCAUCGCCCCAAACUUCAUGAAGGUCCUUCCUGCUGUCAGCAUCAGUUACGUGGUGUAUGAAAAGAUGAAGGAAAACUUGGGAAUAGCAUAAAAGAAAGAGAUGCCACAUGAGAGACUCAAGGAUGAAAUCCUCUUGGAGGCUAAAUUCAUGUUUACAAUGAGCUACAAUUCCUCUAUGCAAAAAUUCUGCAAGUCUUAACUUUAUGAAGUCUUGGUGGAAUAAAAACAAAUGUGUUUUCUGAAUAUCGCUAGGUAAUGAGAAAAUUGUCAAGAAAUAUUUCAUUGCUCAUGUAGCUGCUUGUUGGAAAAGUUUGAGGAUGUCAUAAUUAUUUUCCCAACAUAUAUAUUAUUGCGUUAAAGCUAUGCAAACGCUCUGUAAUGAUAAUUUGCCUUUGAUUGUCUAGUGGGCAAUUUAUGAUCAUUCUGAACACCCACUAUUAUUUUGCAGGUAUCUCUUGUUCAUAAUUCUUUUCUUUUUUGUUAAGCUUCUUUUAUAAACGAAAAAUGAUUCAGAAAGUCAUAAAAUGUCGCAUCGAUACAUUUAUUUGUUCAAUUCCCCUUAUAACAAAUGAACAGAAAGCGCUUGAAAUGAAACGAAUGUAUUUGCACAUUGAUUAGUCAUAUAUAUAUAUAGAACAUGCCUAGGUGGGAUCUGUUUUUCCAAACAUUAAUCUUGGAAAAUUGAUGAGGAUAGGGACCAAUUCAGACACAUGGAACUGACAUAUUAAUCGAAGUGAAAGUUACUGCUAUUUACAAAAGAUUAAUAAUUGAUACAGUUUGCGUGCUUGUUCAACCUUCUAUUCCUGAUUUAUAUGAAUGGAAGUAAUCAAGACAUAUGUUUAACCUAGCAAGUAUUAAUAUCCUUAAAACAAUUAUCUAAUUUGUUAAAAAGUUUCUUAAAUGUCUUCUUUUUGUAUCCUCCCAUCUUCCACAGUUGCUGAUCAAAUCCUAUGCUUUUCAGUGCUAAUGAGUUCUUUAGCUGGAUUUGUUUUCUCUUCCAAGACAGAAAAUUCUUGGGUUUUCUUUUAUUACCCAAAGGAAGGGAAAAAAAGGAUAUUCUUACAUUUUCCUUCUCACUUAAAUUCCUUUCUCUCACUAACACUUGAACCAUCUUUUCCUCUCUGCAGUGAUACUUAAUCCAGGUCUCAAUCUUAAUCCAGGUCUGUUAAAUCAGUGGUCUCCAACCUUGGCCACUUUAAGACCUGUGGCAAAGCUGGCUGAGGAACUCUGGGAGUUGAAGUCCACAAGUCUUAAAGUGGCCAAGGUUGGAGACCACUGUGUUAAAAUGGUUUUCUUUUCUAACCCUGAUUCGAUUUCAGGCUCCUAGGAACCCACUGUUCUUUUUGGCCCUCUGCUUGUUCACUCUCCUUUCUCACCAUCAGCAUAUCCAGACCAUGAAAGAACUAGAUAUCCAUUUAACCAUCUUCUCUAAGUUUGCCUUGUCUUGAAAAAAAAUAGGUGUGUGGGAUUGCAUGCGCUUCAAGGAGCUGUGGAUUUUUGUCAUUCCCGGUGUGCUUUAAGCCUUACAUCUGACGGUCA